Molecule: messenger RNA, 1149 nt
Organism: Dovyalis caffra
Lineage: Eukaryota; Viridiplantae; Streptophyta; Magnoliopsida; Malpighiales; Salicaceae
Source: the annotation of a GenBank genome assembly
AUGGCCCAUGGUGGAUAUGGCAAACGGAGGGUGGCCGAGCGCAAACCCCCUGUAGGUCGCCGUUCCAAAGGAUUAGGCGUAGACAAAAGGCCUAAACAGAAGCCCAAAUCCGUCUCUCUCAAGAACCAAAUGCGCUCUAUAGAGCGCAUGCUCCGCAAGAAACUUCCACCUGAAGUAAGAGAAGCCCAAGAGAAAAGGUUAGAGGAAUUGAAGAAGCAACAAGAAAUUCAUACUCGUUUGGCUCUUGAACGCAAAAUUUUCUUGCGUGAUAGGAAGAUUAAGUUUUUUGAGAGAAGAAAGAUAGAAAGAAGAAUACGGCGUCUGGAGAAACUGCACCGCUCUUCAUCUGCUCAGGCUGCUCAAGAUGCUGAUGUUGCUGACCAGCUUUCUAAAUUGAAAGAAGAUCUUGAAUAUGUUAGGUUUUUCCCCAAGACCGAGAAGUACGUAUCUUUAUUUACUGGAGGUGAUGAUUCAGACAUAGUUGAUAGGAGAAAUAGAUUGCGCAAGCAGAUUAAAGCCAACUUAGUUGCUGCUGCAGCCAGCGGCAAGGAUUUGGAAGAGACAGGAAGUGAGGAUGAUGGAAUUUUGGAUCUGAGUGAAGAUGAUUUCUUUUUAACUGGAACCUCGAGUGAUGAAGCUGAUGCAGAUGAUGAAUGGACAGAUAAAAGUACAAGGGAACCAGCUUCUAGUGCUUCUGGCAAAGCAGCAUCUGGAAUGUCAAGCGAUGAAAGGAAUCAGACAGCUGCCAGAGCUCUAAUGCCUCCUCCGCGGCCUUCAAACAAUUUUCCUGCAAAUUCAGCGCAUGCUCAAUCAAGGUUUGGAGCUUCAUCAAGCAAAAAUUCAUGGAAACAGAGGGCUGACAUUUCUACAUCUAGUAAUACAUCAAGUAGCAGAAGUGGAUCCUCCUUUAGGGCAGGGGCCUCUUCAAGUACAAGGACAGGGCACAGUAGUAAUCUAAGUUCAAAUUCUGAUGCUCAUAAACCCCGAAGGAAGAGGAGGCCAAAGAAGAAAAAGCAACAGAUCCAUGGAAGAAAUGUCAUGGAGUUGUUGGAUAAUAUAAAGAAAGGAGUGAGAGCUCUAAAAUUGUCAAUUGAGUACCAUGCAUUGCUAUUUAUUCUCUCUGAUGAGGAUAGAUAUGAUUUAACUUGA